ACAAACAUAGGCCAGGCCUAUAGAAUUCUUAAAAUGGAAAGCCAAGUUAUGGAAACAAGAGCGCCAACUCCCGUUCCAAUAUUAUGGUUUGAAUUUUUGUUGAAUCAGGAUCAACUAAAGAAACAUUUAUCUGAGCCUGGUUCAGAUCCCAGUGCUUCACAAUUGUUGAUGCAAUUUGUAGACCAGUCGAUUAAAGCACAGAGUAGUUUAGAAACUUCUGUACAAGUCAAAAAAGUGAGAGAUCUAAAGAUUCUUGCAUUGAAGGUUGCUGCUCAUAUGAAAUGGAAUCUCAGUCUUAUUCAACAAAGCUUGCCUUUGUACAUGGUGCACAAAUUACUAAAGGAUUUUAUGGAGAUAGUGUCAAAUCCAGAAUUAAAGCAACAUGUGGUGACCAGUAAUGACCUCUUGGAUGACCAUAUUAUGAUGGCUUUUAUGCUGUUUAACAGGUGGUCAGUAAGAGUGAUAAUUGAGAGUAGCUAUCCAACAAAGCCACCGAAAGUAACAGGACCACAAGCUCCAAAUGGAAAUGCUUCAUUGAAUGUUGCUGGGAUAAAUGACAUGGUGAUAAAAACUGUUUGUGAUAUGACUAACGAGAGCAUUCUGUUUAUGGAAAACAGCUUAUCAAUGACCCGUGACAUCACGCUCCCAACCUUUGACACUAUACACAAACUUGCAUAUGAGUUUCAAGCUUUCCUUGGCACUCCUAUUGAGAACCAACAGCGCAUCUCAAAUGCAGAGUUCAUGCAGCAGCUCUGCUAUGACCUCGGGAGCUACUACUUUCACCGAGGGUUGGCUGAGAAGACAGCUGGUAUGCUGAAACGAGCUCUAGAACUAGAGCCACUGGUGCAUGAUCCUAUCUAUAGCGAUGUAAACAAACAGAAAAUGAAAGGUUUGUGUGCAGCAUGCAAUAUAGCCUUCAUGUCCCAGGAUUCCAAACCCAGUCUGGAGCAAAGACUAGCAACUAGUAGGAAAGAACAUUAUAAAGAUUUAGUUGAUAUACUUAUUGAAGAUAACCUUGUGAAGAAGAUAACUCUUCCAUAUAGACAGCUAAUCCAAAGUGAGAUUCUGAGCAAGCAGCCUACCAGUGAACUUUACUUCCAAGUCUGCACUUGUAAUGCAGUCCGGAAGAUAACAGACGGAAUGUCCGUCAGUCCACAAUACAUUGCACUACUCAAGACUGCCACCAAAGAGCAAAUGAACUUCUUCACAAUGGUUUGUUGGAAGGCUGUGCAAACUUCAGAUGAGAAAUUUAAAGAAAGGGUGAAAUUAUUCAUUAGAACUAUUUACACUUCCACGAAUGUUUUGAAAGCUAUCGGAUCAAGUGAACUGAAACAACUGUUCACCAAGGAGGAGUUUACAAAGCUUGUCGACCAGAUGGACAGCCAGUCACAGGCGCCGUUCUCGAUUAGAGCAAACACAGUUUUGCAACAGAAAGCAAACAAAGCUUUAUAUAUAGGUCAGAUAGAACAACAGCUUCUGAUAACCAAUCAGCACCAGCGAAUUCAGACGUUGCUGACCGAGUUACAUCGGGUUGCACCAAACAAACGCCACUCAAGUGUAUCAGAGUUGUGGAAAGUUGACAAGAGUUAUUCAUUCAUCAUCGAUGGAAUGGGAAACAAAAAGCUGCAAGACAUCGUGUUUCUGAUGUUGGUGAAAUCAAGGCACUGUCUACAAAUUAAGGAUUUUAAGACUGCAAGGGCACUGCUGAGCACGGCAUUUGAUGCUGUGAAAGACACCUCUUUAAAGCUAGGCAAGGCUAUUCAGCAUGAGAUUCUGCAUGUGGAAAUGUGUGCGCUAAAACUAGGCCAGCAGUCAGCUGUGGAGAAAAAUAGCAUGACCCACAAGGCUAUGGGUUGCCUAGGAACAAUGCAAAGUGAUCGUGACAUACCACCACGUCCAGAAAUAGUGGAGCGUUGUGUAUUAUACUUGUUGAACUAUGGAAUGUGGUUUACUGUUUUGAAUGUUAAGCAGAAACCACCAGUUGUCCAGCUUAGUCAGAUGUUAGCUGAAGUUUGCAAAGACCUUUCCAACAUCAACAGCUGCAGACGACAAGCUAAAGCAUUGUGGGAAGCAUUUGUUCUAGUGUUCAGUGGCUCAAACCAGUUAAAAAGAAGUGCAAACGGUAAACCAGUAGCUAACAAGAUGCCUGGACAAGCCCUGAUGUGUAGAUCAGAGUUCUUAAGUUUCAUUCAACUAAUUGAAGAACCAACGUGCAUGGGUGUCAUAGCAUCAUGUCUCAUCAAGCUACAUAAUGUUCUCAAAGAUGAUGCUGGCAAUGAGAUUUACCAUCAGUACCCCAACUUAUGGCCAACAACCAUUACAAAUGUAAGUUCAGUUAUUAUUGAUGCAGUGACAGCAGCAAUGACACAGUAUGUCCAGCACAUUAUUACCCACAAUCCUCAUCAGUCUUCAUGGUUGAAAUCACAGGCAGACAUUUAUUAUGGUGACAGUCAGCAUGCCGCUGCUAUCAAGUUCUACUUGCAGUCUGCAAUGUUGCCUAGCAACUUUUUCACAUCACCAGUUCCCAAGCAACUGUGGGACGAGGAGGUGUAUCGACGAAUCAUCAAAUGCUGCUCGUAUUUGAAGUGUCAUACGCAGGUAGCUGUACUCUGUCAGUUUCUGGAGCCUAUAGACCAUCCAACAGCCUUCAAGGCAUUGCAAGAAAGGAUAUGCUACGAUGCCAUGGAUCACCUUUACCACUGCUUCUGGGAUAUGGGAAUACUUGAGUAUUUAAUCUAUAUCUUGAACAAAAGGAAUGAAUUGGUGAAGAAACGCAAAGCGGUGGAUGUGAUUGGACAGGUAGAACUCAACACAUGUAAUUCAUCAGAGAUAUUAACUGAAGUAAUCAAAAAGAGGAAAACAAUGAUGCUCCAAUCAAUGUCAAAACAGUAUUUAUAAUGCACAGUAAAUCCUGACACAUGCUCUUGAACUCAGUAAUGAUGACAUCUUUAAUCAGAUGCAGAAUGACAUCAGUGGUGCUGAAAUAAAGACUUUAAACUCUCAGAUACAAAAUAAGUUGCAUAAACAAAAUAAAGUCAAUGCAAACAUGAAAACAGAAACUGGAUUAAUUGGAUAAAUGAUUUACAGUAUGCUCAAACAUAAUGAGUGUCUUGUAUAUAUAGCCUGGGUUAAUUUGGUAUUAAAUCAUCAUAAGUGAACAAAGUAAUGAUUAUGGCGCUUUACCAAAGUGAAUAUAGCAAACUUAAGGCAAAAAUAUUUUGUUUACAAUGCUUUAAAUGAAAAGCUUUUGUUCCAGCUGCAGUAAUAAUGAGCUUUCGAUUUGUGCGACGACGUGACGCUAGAACAUUAUCACUCAUGCGUGACCGUCCUACCUAGCGUCCUACGUUCUCUGCAUACGUAGAUUUGGCAAAAUUGCGUUCCAGAAUCUACUCGACGAGGUGACCUUAGCGUUCUCGCAUGCGCAGAUGAAUUUUAGUGACGUCAUUACGUUCUACGUCCUACCGUCGUCGUAAAAUCGAAAGCUCCCUAAUUACUCAAAUCAAGACGUCAUUGGGAGCCCUUGUUACCCUGGUAACUCUGUCUCAGGUCGUCGUUGCCGCCACUGCCGUCAUUAUUAUUACCAUUGAUAUUAUUGUUAUUGUUAUUAUAAUUAUUUUAAUUGUCAUUACUAUUGCUUAUUUUGUAUGGAAACUUGUGUCUUAGAAAACAUGCCAGAGACGGACUUAUGGCAAAACAUCAAAAGUUCUAAUUUUCUUCCAUAAAAAGAGGAAUAGAGUAAUCAAUAAAACCAUGAAAAGUCGUUUUUAUUUAAAACAUUAUGGAAAUGAAUAAAAAAUACGGUAAUGUAA
Molecule: messenger RNA, 3809 nt
Organism: Anneissia japonica
Lineage: Eukaryota; Metazoa; Echinodermata; Crinoidea; Comatulida; Comatulidae
Product: integrator complex subunit 8-like
Exons: 21
Coding region: 34-2898 (954 amino acids)
Biological process (GO): snRNA 3'-end processing
Cellular component (GO): integrator complex
Source: RefSeq, a predicted model, not a curated record